Oncorhynchus nerka (sockeye salmon) is the source of this 594-nucleotide messenger RNA. RefSeq names its product probable endonuclease 4. The transcript is spliced from 6 exons. Gene Ontology annotation, cellular component: nucleus; mitochondrion. NCBI's taxonomy places the organism in Eukaryota, Metazoa, Chordata, Actinopteri, Salmoniformes, Salmonidae. Gene Ontology annotation, biological process: base-excision repair. The record is from RefSeq and is a predicted model, not a curated record. Gene Ontology annotation, molecular function: DNA binding; DNA-(apurinic or apyrimidinic site) endonuclease activity; phosphoric diester hydrolase activity.
AUGGGCGUUAAAUUCUUUGGGGGUGGAAUCUGGAAAGCAGUUGGGGCGAGUACAGAUAUGGGAGGCUGCAGUUUUUCGUUAUUCCUGGCGUCUCAGAGUUCCUGGAAGAACACGGCUCCAGAACUCUCUGCAGCAGCCCAGUUCCAUGAAGAGUGUGCCCAACAGGAAGAGGAAGAGUGUGGGUGUGUCUGGACACUUGCUGGUCAGGGCAGCACAGUGGGCGGUUAGUUCAGUGAGCUGAGGUAAGAGACCAGAAUAGGGGUGUGUCUGGACACCUGCUGGUCAGGGCAGCACAGUUAUGACCUGUCUGCAGAGGGAGGGGUGAAGUCGAUGCUGGAGGAGUUUGACCAGACAGUUGGACUAGAUUACCUCAGGGCUAUCCACUUCAAUGAUUCUUAAGAUAAGCUGGGUUGUCACCUGGACCGCCUUGAGGACAUUAGACAGGGUCAGACUGGAAUAUCAGCAUUCCAUGACAUUGUGAACGAGCUAACACUGGACAUCCUCCCCCUGAUCCCGGUGACCUCAGGAUGCCUAGGAUUUGAAUAUGCUGAGCAGAUUGAGCUGCUCUAUUCCCUUUGUGAGAAGACCUCCUAG